This is a messenger RNA of Cuscuta epithymum, 2950 nucleotides long. The record is from the annotation of a GenBank genome assembly. NCBI's taxonomy places the organism in Eukaryota, Viridiplantae, Streptophyta, Magnoliopsida, Solanales, Convolvulaceae.
GCACAAAUAGCUUGCUAUCUAUUGUUGGCUCUAUGGUCAUUCAAUUCUUUGCAAGUGUAGGUGCUCCAGCCUCCAGUCCUUUAAAAAAUCAUUUUUCUCCAUAAUUUGAUACACAUCCCAUGAUCCCAUUUUGGCCUACUAUUUUGUUGAGUAGUUUAUUACUCUAUUAUAUUGCAUGCAAACACAAGCAUGUUAGAAGGCUUUGGCCACGUCCCAGCUGGUUUCUUGAUUCGCCCUUUUUCCCUACACUAUAAUCAUAUCUUAUUUAAGCCCAACCCCAGAUAUAUGUUUUAAGUAACUUGGGUAGAUCGUAUCAAGCCGGCCUGACGGAAACCGCUGUCAGGCCGAGGCCAUUUGGGGACCUUCCCGAAUGUUCGUCAUCAAGUCUAGUUUAUCCAUACCAAAUUUCAGCUAAAAAUUCAAUCGGGAAGGCAGUCAAAAAAUUUUCAUACGAAAACUGUGCUUUAUAUAUAUAUCGUAGGGAAUUUAUUUGACUACCUUCCCGAUUGAAAUUUUAGUUGAAAUUUGGUAUGGAUAAACUAGACUUGAUGAGUAACAUGCUCAACACAUUUCGUCAAAAAAAAUCCACCGGGAAGGGCCCCAAAAGCCCUCGGCCGGAUGGCGAAUCCUGUCAUGCCGGACUGACAUUUGGUGAUAACCGGAUGGCGAAUCCUGUCAUCCCUUCAAAUGCUGUUAACCAGCAGGAAGCCCUUCCUAAUCAUGAUGCCCCGGUGGCUACCCAUACCGAGGCGGUAACCGGUGGUUUUCAACAUUUGGUGAGCUGUGUUACCACAGAUUUAGUUGCUGCCACAACUAACAGUGAGGACCGAACUGGAUAUGAUGAGAACAUCUCUAAUAUCCCGAUUGAUAUUCCAGAUACUAUGCUUGGCCCAAUAUCGUCCAAUGAUGAAAAUCUUUCUGAAGGACAGAAAAAAAUUUAACUCUUUGUGUUUCAGGUCAUUUCGAGACCAUUCCAAUUGAAGAGGAACAACUCGAAAGCUUUACGCAGGUCACAAGAAGAAGAAACUCUAAUCCAAAAAAUACACCGAACAAAGAGACUGAAGAUGUACAACUAUUCUUCGAAAUGGGAUAUACAUCACAUCCCAUGAUCACCAGGAGCCAGUCCAAAAAAUCACAAGACGAGACGAACUACUUUCUCUACCCGGUCGACAAGAGACUAGACUCCCCACAAAAACUAGUGGCUGCCCUGAGGAAAUUCAAAUUAUCCCACCCAAAGGACACGUUUCACUGUCCCUAUCUACAUAAGGCAAUAAAGUUUCACAAGUUCAACAGGUCUAUGUCUGCAUCACAUGGAAUUCCGUCAAAAAAAUUAAUUGCUAAUGUAAUUUGUUCCUUCUUUAAAGUUUGAUUUAAUUUUUGUACUUUCAAUCUAUUGUACUCUCAAGUUAUUUUUAAUAAAUUUGGGAGGUGUUCCCCGGCACCCCCACCUAGUGUGCUUUUUUCCGGGACCCAAAAAAAUGGUUCAAGCAUUCAUCUAACCUCCCUAUUUUCUUGUAUUCCAUCUUGUUAUUUUCUUUAUUUACCUAGCAUUUCUACUUCAUGAUGAUAUUUUCCCAUCUCAAUUACACUUGGCGUAAAAUACGAUGGAAAAAUAAUAUCCACCUUAUGCAACAAUCGAGUCCGUAUAUCCUACAACCGGCUGUACGGUGAACACCGUACAGCCAGGUAAAUUUGAAAUUCCCGUCAACUUCGGCCCUUUUAAUUCAUUGGUCUUCCGAUUAAAUUUCUUCUUUUCCGCUUUUGUGCUGCGUUGACGAUCCUUCCUGCUUCUUUUUUCAUUUGUUUGUCAGUUGUCUUUUUCACUCUUUCUCUUAUUCAUCCGUUCACUCUUUUUCAUUUUUUUCAUUAACAACUUUUGCUUUGUUGCUUCUUUCUUUCUCUUGCAAUUACUUUUCAUUGCUUUCCUGCUUCUUUUUUUCUUCUUUUUUUGCUUUAACAACUUUUACUUUUUCCAAUAACCUUCUAACUUAAUUUUUUUAAUUUGUGCAUUAUAAAAUAUUUUAGUUAUUAAUUUUUAUUUUUCUUUUUUAAAUCUUAAGAUGAAUAUUUAUUAAUUUCUCAAUUAUUGUGAUCUAAUUACUAUUAUGAGUUUUGUUAUAUACUAAAAUGAGUAUAAUAUAAAAUAAAUCUGCAUGAGUAAAUAUAGAAAGGAAUAAUAUAACGAUUAAAAGAAAGGAACAUACACAAAUGAAUAUUUGAACACAUUAGAGAAUUCAAAUGAGCUGUUGAAUUUUUCGAUGCUCAUUUUGUAAGUUACGUAUGCUCAUCUGGUAUUGAUAAUUUGGUAUGAGCAUCAGACUUAUUAUGUUGAGUAUUAUGAGGUUAAUAUUGAGCAUCGUGAUCGUUGCUUUAUAUUUUCUAAUUAACUUUGUUUUUCUUAUUUUUUUAUUAUAAAAAAAUCUAACUUAUAUCUACUACAUGUACAUAUUAUAGAAAUGAAUAAUAUAUAUUACGAUUAAAAGAAAGGACCAUACACAAAUGAAAAUUUGAAAACAUUAGAGAAUUCAAAUGAGUUGUUGAAUUUUUGGAUGCUUAUUUUGUAAGUUAUGUAUGCUCAUCUGGUAUUGGUAAUUUGAUAUGAGCAUCAGACUUAUUAUGUUGAGUAUUAUGAGGUUAAUAUUGAACAUCGUGAUCGUUGCUUUAUAUUUUCCAAUUCACUUUGUUUUUCUUAUUUUUUUUUAUAAAAAAUCUAACUUAUAUCUAUAAUCAACUCUUAGGAUUUUAAUCUAAUGUAAUAUAAUACUUUUGAAACGAGCAUUGAUGUGACACUUUAAAAUGAGCAUAACAUCAUUACCAAAUGAGCAUAUGCAGCUUACAAAAUGGGCAUUGAUAUGAAAAUAAUAAGCUUUAUUAUUUGAGCAUUAAAUUAUUUUCAUGUAUCAUCAAACCUCCUGUAUUGAGUAUUAGAAGCAUGCAAUUGAGUAUCACG